AUGCCAGCACAAGCUAAUAAGAAGGGAGUCUCAAAGAAAGUUGAUGCCUCUGAUAAGAAAGUAUUUAUGAACGCUAUUGUUACAGGAAUUACUGAGAAGAAUGGACUUCUUCUUGCAACAAAGAAAGAAGAAAAGAGUCCAGUUAUUGUGAUUGCAUAUCUUGAACUUCCAAGAUUUGAUAAAAAACAAAAUAAAGAAGAGACAUUUGCUUAUGAAUGUGGAGAAUUAUUAAGAAAAAAACUUAUUAAUGGUAAAGAAGUUAAAUUUGAAGUUGUUAGUGAAGCAACUGAGAAUGUUCCAAAGAUGGUAAUUCCAUUUGUUAAUGGAGAAAAUAUUGCAAUUACUCUUCUUAAAAAUGGAUAUGGUAUUUUAAAGGGAAAAGGAAAAGAAAUUGUUGAAUAUGCUAAGGCUGAAGAAGAGGCUAAAAGAGAAAAGAAAGGAGUUCAUAAUGAGAAUGCAGAAAAAAUUUCUAUUAAAAAACCAACUGAUCCAAAAUUAACAAGUAAAGAACUUGACUUUUAUGUAAUGAAAAAUCUUAAUGGACAUAUUAAGAAAGUUGAUGCACCAGGACAAUUCAUUGUUGAAACUCCAGAAAGAAAAAUUGUAAGAGUUUCACUCUUUGGAAUUAAUCAACAUGCAACAUUUAAUGUAGAAAAGAAACAAUUUGAAUUUGAUGAUAUUGCUAAAGAAGCUAUAAAAUUCAGUAAUAAGAAUUAUAAUCAAAGAGAUUGUGUUGUUAAAAUUAUGGACAAUGGAAAGAGAGUAACAGGAAUUAUUACUAUUGACAAGAAAGAUAUUGCUGAAGAAUUGUUAAAGAAUGGAUAUGUCACUGUUUCUACAUUUGAAGAAAAUAUGGAAUCAGUAAAGCAAGUAUAUGAAGAAUGUGAAGCAAUUGCUAAAAAAGAAAGAAAAGGAAGAUUUGUUAAUUUUGAUCAAGCAGCUGAAGACGCAGCCAAAGCUAAAAAAGAAAAGAGAGAAAAAGAUCUUAAAGAAAGAAAGAAGAAUGCUAGAGUAAUUAGAGGAGCUAAUAUUCUUUUCAUUGGUAAAUAUCUUAGAAUUGAAAAAGAUGGAGAAAUUCUCAAUGUUAAUUUUGCAUCAAUUAAACCACUUUAUAAGAAAGAUGAUAAGGCAUUCAAUGAACUUAUUGAAUUUAGAAUGAGAGAAGUUAUUAGAAAAUUAAUUGUUGGAAAGAAGUUUGAAUGUAAAGAAGCUUAUAGAUCUGAAAAUAAAAAAGGAGAAGAAACUGUUACAGAAGUUUAUUAUGAUGUUUAUGCAGAUAAAACAAAUAUUGCUAUUCCAUUAUUAAAAGAAGGACUUGUUGUAGUUGAUGAAAGAACUAAAGAUCAAUUCUAUCAAUCAUUUGAUUAUAGUAAAUUAAAAGCUGUUCCAAAGAAAACAUAUAAACCAGUUCCAAUUACUAAUUAUUCUAAUUUGGAUAACGUUAAAGAUAUGCUUAUUGGAAAUAAUUUCAAAUGUAUUAUUGAAAAGGCUAUUUCAUUGACCGUAUAUCUUGUUUACAUUCCAGAGAAAAAUUCUCAACUUAUUGUUCAUCUUCAAAAUUGCUUUGUUCCAAAAGAUGAUUCUAAUGAUAGUCUUAAGAAAUUUGUUGAGAGUGCUAAAACAAAUGUUAAACAAUUAUGUGAAUAUCAUGAAGUUCUUGUAGACUUUAAGAGAUAUCAUAAAGGAAACUUAUAUGUUGAAAUUAUUAGUAAUGGAACAGAUUUAGCUAGUUAUAUUCUUGAACAUGGAUUUGCUAUGCCAACUGGACGUUACAAUGUUUCAUCUGAAAUUGAACAAAUGAAAGAAAAUAUGACUCAAAUUUAUCAAUUUGAUACUCAAAAGAAGAAAGAAGUAGCUGAAGUUGUUGAAAAGAAGCCAAAGAGAAAUACUGAAAUUAAAUUCAGUGCUGAACAAAAAGUCUAUUUAACAGGUUUUGAUGGAGAAAAGAUUGGUUAUUAUGAUAAUGCUGAAGAUGCUAAAAUUAUUGAAGAAGUUAACGCUAUGUGUAAGACUGUUAAGAAAGGUGCUAUAAAACCAGCUGUUGGUGAUAAAUGUAUUGCUGAGAAUAAAGGAUUUUUCUAUAGAGCUGAAUUUGUUGAAGUUGCAACUGGUGCUAAUGUUCUUAAAUGCAUUGAUACAGGAGCUGUUAUUAUUUGUGGUAAAAACAAAUUAAAACCAAUCACAGAAGAAAUUGCUGGUAAACCCGUUACUGUUAAAACUGUAGGACUUGUAGGACUUAAGACUCUCACUCCUAAAGAUGUUGAUUUUGCUGCUGCUGUUGAAGCUGUUGCUGCUUAUUAUAAGAAAGAAGUUUCACUCUUUGUUUCUGGAGAAGAAGCUAAGGUUGUUGUUGGAGAUGUUUGCAUUAACACUCAUCUUGUCCAAUUUGGUCUUGCAUUUGUUGACAAACACUUCCAUGACAAUAGUGAAUGGGGUGUUGCUUUAUUAGAUGCUCAAUCAAAAGCCAAAGAAAACCAUCUCAACGUUUGGAGAUAUGGUGAAGUUGCUGAUGAAGAAGAAAAGAACUAA
Molecule: messenger RNA, 2529 nt
Organism: Entamoeba nuttalli P19
Lineage: Eukaryota; Evosea; Mastigamoebida; Endamoebidae
Product: nuclease domain containing protein
Exons: 1
Coding region: 1-2529 (842 amino acids)
Biological process (GO): mRNA catabolic process
Cellular component (GO): nucleus; cytosol
Molecular function (GO): RNA binding; nuclease activity
Source: RefSeq, a predicted model, not a curated record